AUGGGUGCAGCAUCUUCUAAGAUAAUAGACUCUCUCAUGGAGGGCACCAAUUUCGAUAGAGAAGAAAUCGACAGACUCCGUAAAAGAUUUAUGAAAUUAGAUAAGGAUGGUUCUGGUACUAUCGACAAGAAUGAAUUUUUGGCAAUUCCAGGGAUUUCUUCUAAUCCAUUGGCUUCAAGAUUGAUGGACGUAUUCGAUGAAGAUGGCAGUGGAACCAUUGACUUCCAGGAAUUCAUUGGAGGAUUGCUGGCAUUUAGUGGUAAGACUUCACAUUUGGAAAAAUUGAAUUUUGCGUUCAAAAUUUAUGAUAUUGAUAGGGAUGGGUUUAUAGGUAAUGGUGAAUUGUUCAUUGUUUUGAAGAUGAUGGUAGGGAAGAAUUUGGAGGAUGAGCAGCUUCAACAGAUUGUAGAUAAAACCAUUAUGGAAGCGGAUGAGGAUGGUGAUGGCAGGUUGGAUUUUGAAGAAUUUAAAAACGCGAUAGAUAGUUCUAAGGUUGCAAAUGCCUUAACAUUGAAUAUUUUUUAA
This is a messenger RNA of Dujonia railenensis, 525 nucleotides long. Lineage: Eukaryota; Fungi; Ascomycota; Pichiomycetes; Serinales; Debaryomycetaceae. The record is from the annotation of a GenBank genome assembly.